AAAAAAAGGGAGUCUUUGAGCUCUGGCUAGCAUUAAAAGCUUCGCAAGCCUUUCCGCAACAUCCAUCUUAUAAUGCAAGAGAUUGAAAAUAAGGCUCUCAUCAUUGUGAAGACAGAGGGCUUUGGGAGUGAGCUUAACAUGAGGGUGGGAGAAAUGCAUUGACUUCUUGAUUGGGGGACGGAAAAUUCUGAAAAUCAAGGGAUAAUCUUGGAAGAAUUUAAUGGCUGUAGUCGGAAGAUUAAGCUUGGGUUUCAAUGGAGAAAUGGCGGAGAGGAGUAGGGUUUGGGAGGGUUGAGAGAGGAUCAAAUUCUUAGCCGACAACAAGGGUUUAAGGUUUUUCUCAUUCUUAACUGCCUUAUCAAGGUAAGGGUCGCGAACCCAUUUGAUUCUUGCAUCUAUAAAUGUCCGAAUCUGGCCCUGGAAGUACGGGCUCCGGCGGUGGUUAGGCCUGCCGGCGCGGAGGCCCACAACCAUAAUAAGUUCAGUUCCCGGCCGUUAAAUGCCAAACCCAAGAAGGAUCUAAAACCAAAACAGAAAGGGGCAAAACAAAAAUAAAGAUUGCUGUGAAAAAUCUUGCCUUUAUGCACUUUCAGGAAAACAUCGCCGGCAUGGAUUGCUUAACAACGUGGGAUUCUCCGUACCGGCUGAUUCUUCAAGCUGCCAUGCUCAUACCGAUUUCCCACUAUUUAUUGGGCGCAUUUUUCGUUGUUCUGAUCAUUCUGUACAAUUUUUUUGAAAUCCACUUCCUUGAGGAUUUGUUCACUGGAUUUAGAGGUCAACCAGUGCAUUUAGCAUUCAAUCCUUCCUCCCAUGUCUAUCGAGUUGUUGGCUACAAGUGUAAGCUUCUUCAUUCCAGAUAUUUGUCCACACCAUGGAUAUGCAGUCCACAUUUUCAGACUGCGUUUUUAUCAUUCUUUGGGAAUUCCCCUGUAACGAAAUAUAGGAGACAGUUAUUUAAGUUGGACGAUGGCGGGACAUUAGCUUUGGAUUGGCUGAUGCACAGUGAUGCCGCGCCAGAUAAUGAUGCGAUUCCUAGAGACACCAAAAAAAUUAUCGUAAUAGUGAUUCCUGGAUUGACUAGUGAUUCCAAUUCUUCUUAUGUGAGGCAUUUAGUUUCCAUGAUGGCAAAACGCGGAUGGCAUGUUGUUGUGGCUAAUCACCGGGGACUUGGCGGAGUUUCUAUUACUUCUGAUUGCUUCUAUAAUGCUGGAUGGACAGAUGAUAUUCGCAAAGUUGUUGACUAUAUUCACAGUCAGUACCCUGAAGCCCCUCUUUUUACCAUUGGAACUAGCAUUGGAGCAAAUAUGUUGGUAAAGUAUCUAGGUGAAGAAGGGACUAACGUUCCAGUUAUUGGUGCUGCUGCAAUUUGUUGUCCUUGGGAUCCUUUGCUAUGUGACAGGUUCAUUAACCGCAGGCUUGUUCAGAGGUUCUACAGCAAAGUUCUAGCACUUGGCUUAAAAGGUUAUGCCAAAUUGCAUCAGAUGGUUUUAUCUCGUCUUGCAGAUUGGGAAGGCAUUUCAAGGUCGCGCACUCUCCGGGACUUUGACACUUAUGCGACUCGUAUUGUUGCAAAUUGUGCGACUGUUGAUACAUACUACAGGCGAUGCUGCAGUGCUCUCUAUCUCGAAAAUGUUAAGGUCCCUCUUUUAUGCAUCAAUGCCUCAGAUGAUCCAAUCUGUACUAAGGAAGCAAUUCCAUGGGAUGAGUGUCGGGAAAAUAGAAAUAUCAUUUUGGCAGUAACGAAGCAUGGAGGACACUUAGCUUAUUUUGAAGGGAUUAUGGCGAAAAGUCUCUGGUGGGUUAGAGCUCUUGAAGAAUUCUUGUUUGUUUUGCAUUCCAGCCCAUUAAGCCAAAGAGAAAAACAGAAGCAGAUGACACAAGUUCCAUCAAGUAUUAGCCCUCAAAAAUCUUCAAAAAGAAUUGAUGAUGCUCCAUUUGUGAGUGUUAAAGAAAAUGGGCUGGUGGCUGCUAAUGGAAACGGACCAAUAAAUAAGAACAAGUUUGAGAACAAAAUCUCUGAUACUGAAUGGAAAAGUGAAGAAGCAAGAAAUGCAAAGGAUUAUCCGGAAAAUGGUGAAUUGUCCCCUGGUGAAGCAGAGGCAUUACUUGACGAUGGAAAUGACAUGGGAAUGGUUCCUGUGAGGAGGCGUAAGCUGCCAAAUCACGAUGAAUUUUGCUAUUGA
This is a messenger RNA of Oldenlandia corymbosa var. corymbosa, 2183 nucleotides long. The record is from the annotation of a GenBank genome assembly. Lineage: Eukaryota; Viridiplantae; Streptophyta; Magnoliopsida; Gentianales; Rubiaceae.